This is a messenger RNA of Panicum hallii, 357 nucleotides long. RefSeq lists its product as uncharacterized. The record is from RefSeq and is a predicted model, not a curated record. Lineage: Eukaryota; Viridiplantae; Streptophyta; Magnoliopsida; Poales; Poaceae. The transcript is spliced from 2 exons. The coding region runs from base 1 to 357 and encodes 118 amino acids.
AUGGAUGCGUACGUCGCAGAGAUACGCAAGCUCGAGAAUAAGUUCUCAGGCCUAGAAAUUCAUCAUGUGAUUAGCGACAACAACUUGGGGGCAGAUGUGCUCUCAAAGCUGGGCUCUGAUCGAGCAAAUGUCCCACCAAGAGUUUUUGUCCAUGAGCUACAUCACCCAUCCAUCAAGAUACCAGAUCAAAGCACCAUCAUUCAGGGUCCAACAGAACCAGACCGAGAGGUGAUGAUUCAGGUUGAUUGGCGGAUGACUUUUAUCGACUUCAUCCAGGAGCACAAACUACCCUCCGGUGUCGACAAGAAGAGCGCCGAGACUGCACGCAUAUUAAGGCGGAGCAAAGGGGAAUUCUGA